GAAAUUCAAUACAUAUACUACUUAGAAUUAGAACAUCUCGUCAAUUCAUAUUGCAUGUUCCAUUUCAAGAGAUUAUGAUAUUGGAUUAAAUACUGUACAAUUGCAAGUUUUAGUCACGGCAUUCUAUCCAACAUCACAAUGGGCUCCGCUGCUCCAAAGCAACUGGUUUUCCUCACUGGAGGAAGCGGUUUUAUUGCGUCCCAUAUUCUCGAGCAGUUGCUCUCCAACGAUUAUCGCGUGAUCGUGACGGUACGUUCCGCACUAAAAGGCGAUAAAAUUAUUUCUUCAUUUCCGGAGGAUACCAGAAAGGACAUCUCCUAUGAAAUUAUUGAAGAUAUUGCUCAGGAUGGUGCUUACGACGAGGCAAUUAAAUCGAACCCUUCCAUAGAUUACGUGAUUCACACAGCCUCACCAUACCACCACAACUUGCAAGAUCCUGUCAAGGAUUUUCUUGACCCAGCUAUCAAAGGAACCACGGGUAUUCUGCACUCUAUCCUGAAGUAUGCACCAACCAGCGUGAAGCGUGUUUUGCUAUUAUCAAGCACCGCCACUAUCCUUAACCCUUCCAAUCAUGCAAAAGUAUACACAGAAGAAAUUUACGGAACAACAACCUGGGAAGAGGCCAUUGGUGGCCCGUUGACUUACAGAGCAAGCAAGAUAUACUCGGAAAGAGCAGCUUUUGAGUUCAUAGAAAAGGAAAAGCCAGCGUUCGACUUGGUUACGCUCAACCCGUCAUUGGUCUUUGGUCCGCCUCCCAAGCACUUGGCCAGUCUCGAUGCAUUGAACACCAGUAAUCAUCGCCUUCGCGACAUGAUUCUUGGUAAGAUGCGAGAAAAUAUAGCACCAACAGGCCCUGUUCAUAUUUUCGUUGACGUACGCGACGUAGCCACCGCUCAUAUUCGUGCACUUCAGAUUCCGCAGGCUAGUAUGCAACGAUUCAUGAUAGUUAGUGAUUAUUUUUCAAACAAGCGAAUCGCUGAUACAAUUCGGGAGAGAUAUCCACAAUUAAAGGACAUCUUACCAGCCGAAGAUUCGCUUGACGACUUCCCAGAGAGUAUUUAUGGCUUCGAUGUUAGUAAAUCCAAGAAAAUGCUUGGAAUCGAGUACAGGGAUUUGAAGACUUGUGUCAAUGAUGCGGUCGAAGCGAUGAUUUCACAAGUCUAGGUUGCGGCCAUUUACCGAAAAUCGAAAAGUAAGUAUAUGGUGCAUUACGUUUGAAUUUUGAAAAGAAAGUACAUGUAAAAAUAGCUAUGUGACAUGGGGGACAAGAAUAUUCCCCUCUCACUGCUCUUGUACGAAAUCCAAUGUUAC
This is a messenger RNA of Talaromyces proteolyticus, 1311 nucleotides long. RefSeq names its product putative NAD dependent epimerase/dehydratase. The record is from RefSeq and is a predicted model, not a curated record. Bases 139 to 1164 code for a protein of 341 amino acids. NCBI's taxonomy places the organism in Eukaryota, Fungi, Ascomycota, Eurotiomycetes, Eurotiales, Trichocomaceae. Gene Ontology annotation, molecular function: oxidoreductase activity, acting on the CH-OH group of donors, NAD or NADP as acceptor. The transcript is spliced from 5 exons.